AUGGCGACCGGGCGCUCGUCGGAAAGCCUUUCAGCGAACCUCUGCAACGUUAAUAACGAAGACAACGCCCUGUCAGACCGCGCUUUCUUGUCUUCUAUCGAGGACAUGAUCAAGUCGGAUCCUGAGCAGGACGAGUCCAACCUCCAACAGAACACCGGUUUCAGCCAAACUCAGCGUGCAGCAAUCGAGGCCAUCGUGACUGAUUCAGUCCGCUCCACCAUAACAACCCUUCAAACUUCGCCAGCCGCGCAGCUCCCUUCUGCCUCGCCUCAAAAUCUCUUCACACCUGGCAUGGCUUCCCCUCUAGGGAUUUCUAGGCCAGUAGACAAGAUUUUGGAGGACAAAAUACUCAGGGGUGGGUACAUUGACUUUGCGUUACUUUUGCCCGAUACAUUAUACCAGUCCCAGACCCCUGAAAUUCAGCUUCGUUUGGACGACUCGUCCUCAGGCCCCAUGGGUUCUCCGGUUACCAUGGUCAGAAAGAAAAAAACGGUAAUUGAUACCUUCCCCAAGUGGCUCGACGCUUUCAUGACCUACAUGUUAAUACUCGUGAAUGCCUACCCACGAAGGGCGCUCGAGCUUAUCAAAUACCAGCAAAUUAUCAGCAGAGCGGUCGCUAAAUUUAAGGGUUUGGCCUGGCUAUCGUGCGACCAGCAGUUCCGUCGCCGGGCGGCCUAUGACUUGUCCCUGAGCUGGGAUAAGGUAGACCUUGAGCUAUGGACAGUGACUUUCGCAGGCCUCGCUAAGCCCCACUGCAAUGUUUGCUCGAGUCCCUAUCACGCUGAGGAUGUCUGUCCUUCUGCUGACCUUAACAGAAAAUCUCGCCGCCCCCAGUCUGUGUGCUUCGACUUCAACAAGUCCUCUGGCUGCCUGCGCCGAAAUUGCAGCUACCCCCACGUGUGCCGCCGCUGCUAUUCCAGCACCCACCCCGGCCUGGAAUGCACCCAGCCACAGCCCAGCAGCGCCAACAAGGCCCCAAGACCUAGCGACCGCAGCAAGAAGUAAAGUGGAGCAGCAACGGCUUAAUCACAAGCCUUUAGUAUCCUCGCCUAUUGACAUUUAUCGUUUAGAGUUAGAAUUAGCCACUCAUCCUAACAGAAACUUUGUAUAUAAUCUGCUUAGUACGCUCAAGGAGGGUGCUCGCAUUGGCUAUACAGGGCCGCGUUCAGACCGGGUCUCCCCGAACCUCAUUUCGGCAGCACAGCACCCUGAAGUCGUUUCUUUGAAUUUGCAGAAGGAAAUAGCCCUGGGAAGGUUAGCAGGUCCCUACCCCUCCCCCCGUUACCUACGUUUCAGUGUCAUCCGGUAG
Porites lobata is the source of this 1309-nucleotide messenger RNA. The record is from the annotation of a GenBank genome assembly. NCBI's taxonomy places the organism in Eukaryota, Metazoa, Cnidaria, Anthozoa, Scleractinia, Poritidae.